Bombyx mori (domestic silkworm) is the source of this 3398-nucleotide messenger RNA. RefSeq names its product exocyst complex component 1 (gene Sec3). Gene Ontology annotation, cellular component: plasma membrane; exocyst. Gene Ontology annotation, molecular function: phosphatidylinositol-4,5-bisphosphate binding. Gene Ontology annotation, biological process: Golgi to plasma membrane transport; exocytosis. Lineage: Eukaryota; Metazoa; Arthropoda; Insecta; Lepidoptera; Bombycidae. The coding region runs from base 737 to 2779 and encodes 680 amino acids. The transcript is spliced from 9 exons. The record is from RefSeq and is a predicted model, not a curated record.
AAUCUACAGACUUAUGGACUUAAAUAUAAGGUUUACAAUUGUAUGGAUAAUGCCUGUUUCUGUUUCAUUCAUCACAUGAUAUCCCUAUCGUGCGCUCACUCACUCUGGCCGAUUCGAGACGAACCAAACGAAUAUUGCUGAUAUUCACGAAUCGGUACGUUAUGCCGAUGCGCAUCACAUCGAGCAAUAUCGUGUAUCGGCUGAUAUCGUUAUAUAGAUUUUGAUUCACGAAUCGGUACGAUAUGCCGAUGCGCAUCACAUCGAGCAAUAUCGUGUAUCGGCUGAUAUCGAUAUAUAGAUUUCGUGCGUGGCGAUAUCGGAUUCAACGAUAUUGCUGCGAUAUACAGAUAUUGAAUCUAUAUACGAUUUAUAUCACCCACUCCUAGUCAGUACACGACUGAGCCGUGUUCCUAUUCAGUCGACUCUACCGUAUGAUCUGCAAGUGACAAACUUCGCUACUUCGACAAAGUGGCGCGAUAAAUAAAUCCUCUGGCCACCGCUAAUUACUUAUUCGACCGCAACGGGGCAACACAAAGCCACUGUCUGUAAUAAAUCUAAUGAUAUUGGCCUAAAGGUCUAGAUACUAGGCCACAAACUCAAAAAAAAUAUCUAAUGACAGAAUUGACAGCUAAGAAAUUUGAUAACACAAAUUAAUUGUUAAUUUUUAAAGUUAAUUUAGACAAACGAUUUCUUUUUUUCUUGUGAACCUCUAGAAUAUAUACAUAUAUAAUUUGCAAUGAAGCUCGAAGAGGCGCAGAUGCAAAAGGAGUGGGAAGUUUCUAAGGAAUCAGUUGAAGAAGGGUCCAGCGCUUCAGAUGAAGCAUUAAGUGCACUGUUGGAAGAGGGCGAGGGAGCAGAACAAGAUGCAGAAAGACGCGUGCGUCAGUUGGGUUCUCGCCUCGCGCAGCUCGAUGCGUUGAACGUGGGAGGCAUGCUCGCCGCCGCCACCGAGAGCGGGGGCGCCGGCGCCGCGCUGGCACACCGGCUGGACGGCGGGCUGCGCGCCGGCGCCGCACUCGCACAGCGACUCGCGCGACUCGACCACCUCGCCCGCGCCGCGCCGCACGCCGCCCACGCGCGCUCCGGGGCCGCUCGCGCUGACGCCAACGCUCGUGCUUUGCUCGCCGAACUUGACGCGAUCUACUCGUGGCUGGAGCCGCCGGCUUUGCGCGACCUCGACGCGCUGCAAGAACCGACGCUGACCACGGCGGAGGGCAGGGCGGCGACCCUCAAGGCGGCCGCGGCCCUGCGCCACGCCCUCCGCGCCGAGCCCGCUCAGCCGCCGCACCGUCGCCGUCUCGCCGCCGUCAGGGAACGACUGCGCCGUCUCGCGCGAACCAAGGAUCAGAUGGCGGCGGCGCUGGCGAGACACUUGAACAACGCCCUGAUCCACCUCGGCAACGAGGCGGCGCACGACGCGCGCCCGCGCCGCCACCACGCCGAGCUGCUGCCCUACGCUCCCUUCAUGAAGUGGCUCAAGGACAUGGACGAGAAGGCUUACGACGGACUCCUCAAGGUGUACACGAGCACGUGGGCGCGCGUGCUGGAGCGGGAGGUGCGCGCGGCGGGGGAGGCGGCGCGGGGGGCGCUGCUGGCCGCGCCCGACCACGCCGUGGACCACAUCCUCGAUCAGGUUUUAAGCCUCGUAGAGACCCUGUGCAACGCGGAACAAGACUUCUGUACUCAAUUCUUUUUCUUGGACGUGGACGUUAAGAGUGAAGGAAGCGAUGGCGAAAGAAGCGAGGGCGGGGGCGAAGGCCGGGUGCGGCAGGGGGCAGAGUCUCGGCGGCUCAUGGCCGAACUGUUCCCCAGCGUCGAGCAGGAACUCGUGGCCCUCGUCGGGCACGUCGAGAGGCACGACGCGUACGGCGCCAUGCGCGCGCUGGCCUGCGUGGGGCGGCGCGUGCUGGGCGCGGAGGGCGGCGCGGCGGCGGAGGGCGGCGCGGCGGGCGGCGCGGCGGGCGGCGCGGCGGGCGAGGCGCGCUGGGCGAGGGCCGCCCUGGCCGCCGCCGCCGUGGCCGCCAAGCGCGGCGCCGACCGCGCCGUGGCCGACCGCCUGGCCGCCCUGCCCGACGCAGUGAAGCAGGCGGCGCGCCGGCCCAAGUGCGGCGUGCUGAGCUUCGUGAGCGAGCUGGAGGAGCUGAGCGGCGCUUGCGAGCAGAUCUUCGCGGGCAGCGGGCGGCGCGCCGACGUGGAGCGCUGGUACGUGAUGCUGGGCGGCGCCAUGGUGCGCGCCGUGGCGCUGGCGGAGCACCCGCGCACGCCGCGGCCGGUGCUGCAGCUGGAGAACUACCACCGGCUGCAGGCGGCGCUGGCGGCGCUGCGGCUGCCCGCGCUGGACGCGCUGCGCCGCGAGUGUCGGCAGCGCUACACGGAGGCGCUGCGCAGCUACGUCACGCAGUACUUCGGCCGCCCGCUGGAGAAGCUCACGCAGUUCUUCGAGGGCGUGGCGGAGGCGGUGGCGUCCGGCGUGCGCGAGGACGAGGUGUGCUACCGCGCCGCCUUCAGCAAGCACGAACUGCGCCGCGUGCUCGCCAUGUACCCGGCGCCCGAGGUGCGCAAGUCGCUGCACCGGCUGUACCGCACGGUGGAGAAGCACCUGAGCGAGGAGGGCGGGCUGCUGCAGGUGGUGUGGCGCGCCAUGCAGGAGGAGUUCAUCGCGCAGCACGUCGCUUUGCAGGCGCGCGUGGCCGCGUGCUACCCCGCCGCCGGGCUGGCGCUGCCGCUGUCCACGGACGACAUCCUCGACGCCUUCUCCGACAUCGCCCGCCAGCACUGAGCCCGGGCGGCACGCUCGCUCCCACGACGCCCACAAAAAGGAAGUUUUUUCUAUAAGAUCAAUGAUGUCAUCAGCUGUGACGGGUCGCGGCGCGCCUGCCCCGCGCCCCGCCCCGCCCCGCACCCCGCCCCGCGCCCCGCCGCGUUUUGUCUACAAAUUUCUGAAAAGUUCGAAUAGCGUUUCGUAAACCAAUCGUCAUGUACGGAAACUCAAAAAGUCCAAACGGGGUUGUUAUCGCUGUUUUUGGUAUAUCGUCUUCAAAAACAGGUAUUUGAUUAAAUGCUUUAACCAAGUCGAUGGUAGCAAAUACACGAUAGCCAGUCUUGGUUAUGGCGAAUCGAUGGUGCGAGCGAUAGAACAAAAAUAUAUAUAAAGAAAAAAAGCAUGUGUACAAUUCACACGUGGUAAAAGUGAUAUCGUAAAAAAGUUCGAAUUCAAGUUAAUGAGACGAAUGUAAAAUUUCGGGAUAAUUGUAGGUUUUAGUAAUGAUCAUAAUGUUACAAAGUUUGAUAAUUAUUUAAUAUUUUAUUCGUAUAUAUAGCAUAUAUUUAUUCAGAAUGUAUUAAGUACGAAGCAGAGCACAAAGAGAACCACGAAUAUAAGAAACACUGUAUUAUAA